Eucalyptus grandis is the source of this 1075-nucleotide messenger RNA. Its product is annotated as 1,4-dihydroxy-2-naphthoyl-CoA thioesterase 1. Gene Ontology annotation, cellular component: peroxisome. Lineage: Eukaryota; Viridiplantae; Streptophyta; Magnoliopsida; Myrtales; Myrtaceae. Gene Ontology annotation, molecular function: 1,4-dihydroxy-2-naphthoyl-CoA thioesterase activity. The coding region runs from base 302 to 766 and encodes 154 amino acids. Gene Ontology annotation, biological process: phylloquinone biosynthetic process. The transcript has 3 exons. The record is from RefSeq and is a predicted model, not a curated record.
UCGGGCCCCUUCUUCAUCCCCUCGCCCUCUCCCACCUACCCACCAAAACCAGCACCACCACUCCCAUCUCUUCCUCUCUCUCUCUCUCUUCUGGACUUUGGACCCCUCGUGCCCACCAAUUCCAUCCCAAAACUGAGGCCACCACCAGACAUGCCGGUGCUCUCCAGGACUCGCAGAACCCAUCUUCAUCGUUGACCCUUUUUCCGGUUCUUUCGCCUGCCGACACGGAGGUGGUGGAGCUCGAAUUUGAUCGGUACCCAAGAAGAAGCGGCGACUCUGUUUGUCGUCCAGCGCGAUCCCCAUGGAUAAGGCCAAGACGGCGGAGGUGGACGCGCCCCUCGACGCGGUCGGGUUCGAGUUCGAGGACAUAUCCGCCAACAGGGUCACCGGCAAAAUCCUCGUCUCCCCCAAGAGCUGUCAGCCGUUCAAGGUGUUGCACGGAGGGGUGUCGGCGAUGAUCGCGGAGGGGAUGGCGAGCGUCGGUGCCCACGUCGCCUCCGGCUUCAAGAGGGUGGCCGGGAUUCACCUGAGCAUCAACCACGUCAAGAGCGCGGUGGUCGGCGACCUCGUCCGCGCCGAGGCCACCCCCAUCAGCCUCGGCAAGACCAUUCAGGUGUGGGAGGUGCAACUAUGGAAGGUGAACCCGCAAAACUCCGAGAGCAAAUCCUUGGUGUCGUCGUCUCGGGUUACUCUCCUCAGCAACAUGCCGGUCCCUGAGCACUUGAAGGACGCAGACAAGAAUCUCAAGAAAUACGCGAAACUCUGACUACCAACAUACGAUCAGCAGCUCACUGUGGGGAUCAAACCCCAAACGUACGAGCCCGUUAUAUGACUAGAGUUCCUUUGAAUCAAACAAUUAUGGAUGUGCAAAUAACAAAACCACAUGUCUCAGCAAAAAUAUCGAACACUCAACUGACGGGGCUAGUACUUGCUGGGGCUAAACAUCACCAUGUUCUGAUGGAGGUUGUUUGCCCCGCUACAAGGCCAAGCCCCACGACUUGUACUCCAUUUAUGUGGCCAGUGUUCUUUGCUGACUGAGUUGAAAGUGAAAUGUAGGCAAAAUGUUGUCGUCACA